Cricetulus griseus (Chinese hamster) is the source of this 981-nucleotide messenger RNA. The record is from RefSeq and is a predicted model, not a curated record. NCBI's taxonomy places the organism in Eukaryota, Metazoa, Chordata, Mammalia, Rodentia, Cricetidae.
AUGUGCAGUUCCUUCCACUUUCUUCUUGCACUGAGCACCGAGGCUCCGGCCGCUGGCCUCUCACCACUUUCCUGGUGCCAUGGUCCCGAAACAGCAAUCCGCGCUCCUGCCCCAGUCCAAGAAACCCAGCAAUCCGCGCUCCUGCCCCAGUCCAAGAAACCCAAGUCGGUCCCCGCAGCAAAGCUGGAGGACAAGCCAGCCUCACUCGGCCUGCCGAAGAGAGAAAAGGAACAGCAAGAAGCAAUUGAACACAUUGAUGAAGUACAAAAUGAAAUAGACAGACUUAAUGAACAAGCCAGUGAGGAAAUUUUGAAAGUAGAACAAAAAUAUAACAAACUCCGCCAGCCAUUUUUUCAGAAGAGGUCAGAAUUGAUGGCCAAAAUCCCAAAUUUUUGGGUAACAAUAUUUGUCAACCAUCCACAAGUGUCUGCCCUGCUUGGGGAGGAAGACAAAGAGGCUCUGCAUUACUUGACCAGAGUUGAAGUGACAGAAUUUGAAGACAUUAAAUCAGGUUACAGAAUAGAUUUUUAUUUUGAUGAAAAUCCUUACUUUGAAAACAAAGUUCUCUCCAAAGAAUUUCAUCUGAAUGAGAGUGGUGACCCAUCAUCAAAGUCCACGGAGAUCAAAUGGAAAUCUGGAAAGGAUUUGACAAAACGCUCAAGUCAAACACAGAAUAAGGCCAGCAGGAAGAGGCAGCACGAAGAGCCAGAGAGCUUCUUUACCUGGUUUACUGACCAUUCUGAUGCAGGUGCAGAUGAGUUAGGAGAGGUCAUCAAAGAAGAUAUUUGGCCAAACCCCUUGCAGUACUAUUUGGUUCCUGAUAUGGAUGAUGAAGAAGGAGAGGCAGAAGAUGAGGAGGAGGAGGAGGAGGAGGAGGAGGAGGAGGAGGAGGAGGAGGAGGAGGAGGAGGAGGAGGAGGAGGAGGAGGAGGAGGAGGAGGAGGAGGAGGAGGAGGAGGAGGAGGAGGAGGAGGAGGAGGAG